Molecule: messenger RNA, 3078 nt
Organism: Plenodomus lingam JN3
Lineage: Eukaryota; Fungi; Ascomycota; Dothideomycetes; Pleosporales; Leptosphaeriaceae
Source: RefSeq, a predicted model, not a curated record
AUGGCGUAUCCCUCCGGUAUGGGAGGACCCAGCGGCCUCCGCUCUCCGUCUUCUCUUCACCAGGCCAUGGGCCCCACAAACGACGGGCGCGCGCAGCUUCACCGUCGCUUUACCACGAAUAAUAUCCCGACGUUGAGUACGCCUUUGUCGCCAAUUGGGCAACAGCGCAGACAGGCGGCCGAGCCAGCCGAAUCCACAACCGCGACAUACCAUAAGUUGCAAGUGCUUGAGAAGAAGAAACUCGAGUACGAAUAUCUCAAAGAACAGAGACGUCGUUUCGAGGCCGAAAUGGAGCUCAUUGAUUUACAGUCCCGCCGUGGCGAAGAAGAGAUCAAUCGUCUCUCUACCGAAGUACGAUACGGCAAGCCUGCCCAAAGCCAGCCGACUACGCCUCCAGAGUACAACGAGGGCAACGGGUUCCCCACAGCUUUCUCUCGUCCAAACCGCUUCAGCAUGUCUAGCAUCAAUUCGGGCAUGAUCACCGGCCGUGGUAGUCGUGCCAACAGCCAGGUCACUUCGCCGCCCGCCAACUUCCAGGGCAAUGCCGGCCUGCCCUCUCAGUCGAUGCCAGGUACCAGGCGCAAUUCUGAUGAGGAUCACGAUGACUUUGACAACGAUGACUUUACUCCUCUGAGUCCAGUUAGCCGCAAGAACAACCGCAUGUCUAUGCCUGUCACCAGUCUCGACUAUCGCAGUCGUACCGACCUCCCAGAUCUGGCAUCGGUUCUUGGUCACAUCGACACUGCUGGCUACUUGUUCGGCGAAGAGGAGAAAGAGCGCAACCCUGCAGCAUCGCCUCCUGAUCAGAAGGCCUACUUCCAAAUGAGCAACACCAAGGAUGAAUUCCCCAUAUUGGUUCGUCGUGAUGGCGCCGGUAAGGGUAUGCAACUUUCCGUUUCCUCUGAUGCACUUGUUCUGGCUGCGCCACAAAUCCCCUACGCCAUUCACACAUCUUUUCAUCGAGUUUCAAAGUCGCUCCCUACUGACUCGUUGUGCGAAGCAGCCCAUGACCAGUACGAGUCUAGUGCGGCCAAUGGCAACAUGGAGACCACUACUCCGACUAAGAAUGUAUCCAACAACCGCCGUUCUGUCGACUUCACAUUCAGUCCCAGGACCACGGAAACCAAGGGCGCACGCUUCACUAGUCUUACCACCCUUAGGAAUGGGGUCACGAAGCCGACUCAGUCCUACUCCGCCAGUGAAGUCCCGACCCUCAAGAAUGGCGCCAAUGGUGGAAAUGGUGGAAACGCAGUCAACGGUACGAACGGCAUGGGCUACAAGUCUCAUGCUGAGCAGCACCUGCACAACCACAACGCCAGCCUGGGACGCAUCCCGCCGAAUGCAACCAAUAACCGUCACAGUCGUGAGCUCUCAUCGGGCUUCAAGGACCAAGAAUAUCGCGCAGCACAGCACUCGGGACUGCACGCGAGCGCAGCCCCGUUCGGCCCUGCUAUAACUUCUGCUGCGUCCAUGAACGGCCUUGCUGCUGCUACUGUUGGAUCUCCUGCCAUGUCGCAGUAUUCCGCCGCUUCAGGUGGCUCGAACAGCCAAUACUACGGAUAUGGAAUGUCAAUGAUGAACGGCAUGAAUGGCGGCAUGAACGGUCUCAACAGUGCAAUGAACGCAAUGUCGCUUGGACAUGGUCAUCCUCUGGCUGGACCUUCUGCGUACGGACCAGGACCAGGACCUAAUGGAGUGUACGGCCAGAUGCCAUACUACAACCCAUAUGCUACCUAUGGCCCUAGUGGUCGUAUGCAGGACAGCCAGGCUCGCGUCAUCCAGAGCCGUCGUCUUCAAAAUGAUGCUAGUCGUUUCAUGAACUACGACCUCAAGACUAUGCCCCGCCAUGAAAUCUAUACUUUGUGCAAGGAUCAACACGGCUGUCGUUUCCUGCAGAAGAAGCUUGAGGACCGCAACCACGAGCACAUCCAGAUCAUCUUUGAGGAGACCAACCCUCAUGUUGUCGAGCUGAUGACCGAUCCCUUCGGCAACUACCUCUGCCAGAAGUUGUUGGAGUUUUGUAAUGACGAGCAGCGCAACACUCUGGUUCGCAAUGCGUCCCCUGCUAUGGUCUCGAUUGCUCUCAACCAACACGGCACUCGCGCGUUGCAAAAGAUGAUUGAGUACAUCUCUACAGAAGAUCAGACUCAGAUGAUUAUCCAGGCUCUGUCUGGCCAAGUUGUCGACCUUAUCCAGGAUCUGAAUGGCAACCAUGUCAUCCAAAAGUGUUUGAACCAUCUCAAGCCAUCUGAGGCCCAGUUCAUCUUUGAUGCUGUCGGGGAACACUGUGUCACCGUCGGUACUCAUCGCCAUGGUUGCUGCGUCCUCCAGCGCUGCAUUGACCAUGCUGCCGGUUACCAGAAGAUCGAUCUAGUCCACAGGAUCACUCAGAACGCCUUCAGUCUGGUACAGGACCCAUUUGGCAACUACGUUGUCCAGUACAUCCUCGAUCUGAAUGACGAGAACUUCACGACUCCGAUGUGCAAGAGCUUCGAGGGCAGGGUUCCUGAGCUGUCGAAACAGAAGUUCAGCUCCAACGUCAUUGAAAAGUGCAUCCGCUGCGCCAACAUGGACGCCAAGGCCAUGAUGAUUCAAGAGCUUCUGGACAUGGUAGAGCUUGAGAUGCUCAUGCGCGAUCAGUACGGCAACUAUGUCAUUCAGACCGCUCUCGAGUUUGCUCCGGGAGAGUUGGCCCUGCACCUUAUUGAAUCCAUGCGUCCCAUCUUGCCUACUAUACGCGCGACCCCAUAUGGCCGCCGUAUCAUGGCCAAGGUCCAGGAGCGUGAGGGUCGUCUUGCUGCGUACACCGGUCGCACCAUCUCUGGUCAGACCUCGCCCCAGGCAGAGCCAUCCGGCUACCAGGGCUCCAACAGCUCUUCCGGCUAUCAGACUCCCAUGUACACCGCAACCGCCAACUACGGCACCAACAUCGUUUCUCCGCAGCCGCAUCGUCAGGCCCACCGCCUUAGCAACCCGGCCCUUCCUCACCACCUGCAGAACCAUGUACAGCACCCAGCAUACCAGUACGGAGCUGCCAACGAGAACGGCAAUGGAAACGGCAUGGGCAACUUCUUCUAA